AUAUUUCUUUUUGCUCUUCUCAUGGUUAAAUUUAAGAACCGAUAUCUUCUUGUCGAGCUCAUUCGAGAUCCCUUCUGCUCGGAACACAUCGAUAAGCCUGAACUUCUAAAUGCCAUUGAAUCAUCUAUUCAAACAAAUUUUGGAAUAUACGGGCUGUCACUUUUGUUGCCUACCUUACAAGUCAAAUAUUAUCAUGAAAAACUCAGGCUAGCCAUUAUUCGAAUUCGGAAGGAGCACCUUCGUGUAUUUUGGUCUGCGCUUACUCUUGUUUCGUCUGUGUCAGGAGUGCCAACUAUGUUGCGCACACUCCAUAUCGGCGGAUCUAUUCUUUCAUGCGAAAAAAAGAUGCUGAAGUUUCAUCGCGAUGCAAUAUCUCAUGUUGGUCGAAUAAUGAAACGCGUUCCUCAUGGCGCUUUUAGUGGCGAAAAAAUUUGACAUUUUUUCAUAGCCACUAUAAACGUCUGUCUCAGUUCCUAAAUAGCGUCUAUACGGCAGUCCCUGACAACAUCUUCGCUCAAAAUAUCAAAAAAAUUUUUUGUCAGGAAUUUUACGUUUGACCAAUUCAAGUUGACACUCUUGUCACACUGAACCUGAUUGAUGCCACCUCUGUGACCUUGAUUCUGGAAGUUUCAUAGAGAUUCACCAUGAAUAAGAGGAAGUGUGCACGCCACGUCCAGAAUGAUACAUAUAAUGUUGUCAAUUCGUUGCUGCCGACUCCUUUAGAAUGCUCUGCUUAUUAUAGGCUUACGUCCGAUAUGAGCGAUCCAGAUUCAUGGAAUGUGGCAAGCAAGCAAUACCCAGCUACUCUCUUAGACAUUCCAAUUUAUUUGGCGAAGGCGCUUCCCAAUAUACACUGUUUGGCACCAAAUAGAGCCGUUAAUCCUGAUUUAUCCGACAAUUGUUCGUCGAGUUCGUUAUCCUUGCUUGAUUUUAGCGAGGAGGUGAUGCGAGUUUUAUGCCCAUUGGUGGAUGCAUCCGAUUUUGGUAAGCGAUCUGUUCAUGCCUUGCGGGAGGAGGCUCAAAACGAUGCGGAUGUAGUUAGAGCUUCUGAAAUUGUCCAUGACGAUAGACACUCGAAAUAUAUGCCAUAUUUUAUAAAACUGAAGGAAAUAUCUCACGCGUUGAAAAGCUCCCAGCUUACGGUGUCUGAAAAAGAGGAGCUUUGCAAAAAGUUUCGCCUGACGUCUGAGCAAUCGUCAGAAUCGGGUGCAUCGGCGAUUUUAUUUGAAGCACUUUACAGUCAUUAUUUAGAUCACGUGGAGUCAGGAUGUAAAAGCAAUUCAAAAGGUGCAUUGGAAUCGGUACAAAAGUCGAUUUGUCAGCUGUUAGACAUACAAAGCGGUUUGACGCACGAAAGAUUGAGAGAUGGUCUGAAUGAAAAUUUGAAGGGUUCAUUGUCGAAUUCUGGAUUUCGAGGGUUGAAGGAGGACGUUGAGCCUGGAGAAGGCUGUGACGAAGUUGCAACUAAAAGAGGUUCGAGGUCGUCGGGAGAGAAUGCAAACGGGGUAGGUCUUGUUGAUUACAGGGAUGGGUUGGUGGACGCUGGUCUUAGCAGUUUGAAGGGUUGCAGUGUUGAGACCGAUACUAGAGAGCGAGUUGUUGCAGGUGGCUGCGGCGAUGAAGAGGUGGUGGCUGAUGAGUUAGCAGAAGGUGUCGCACAAGAAAUGAAUACUGGCACGGAUUGUGUUGGACCAGAGGUGGCGGAUGCAGAUGAAGGCAUCAUUGAAGAGGAGAAGGUGCUUGAUUUAGGCGAAAAUAGAAGUGCUGAUUCUUCGCAGACGAGCAGCUCUGAAGAAUCAGAUAGCGGAAAUCAUGACAAGUCGCGAGGUUUGUAUUCGAUGAGCGAUAGAAAGAGAGAUAGAAAUGCGCCGACAGAGUUUGGGCGGCCAGGAGAAGUUAUGGAGCUGGGAAAAGAGGAGAGGAGUCCGGACGCGAAACGUCGUACGGUUGAGUUAGGAGAAAGUUCGUGUAGAAAGAAGAGGGCUCAAUAUCGGAUGCACGUGGAGACAUUGUCUCGCUGGUGUGAAGAGUGGCUGUGUAGGAAAAGCGACGAGUUGAAGAAAGAGGUGCCGAUGGACGCGUUGCCUUCUUAUAAGUUGUUUUCAGAUCUAUGUACAGAUGUGUAUAUGCCUGGAUCGGAGCAUGCGAAUUCCUGCUUUGAAAUGCUGAGUGAAGUAGUUGAAUAUGCAAAUAAUUUGGAGGCGAAGUUGAUCGCGGAAAGCGCGUUGCCGAUGCUGUCGGUGUUGUACGCGAUUGUGGCGCAAUGGGCGAUGAUGACGAGGAAGGAAUUCGACGCUGGGAGUGGUCCGAGGGACGACAGGGUGUUGACCAAUGCGUUGGGAGUGAUGAAGAAGGUGGUGAAUGAGUGGUGGAGGGAGGCGGGGAAGAGAGACGAAGCAGAGGCGAAUCUGGUGAGUCAGGUUUUUGUGGAGAUGCUGAGAUGUUUGAAGGAUUUGGUGGAAAAAUUUAAACUAUCGGACGACCAUUUGACGUUGAUUGUUUCGAGCGUGCUGCCAUUGGUUUACAUGGACGUGUUAGAGGGUGUCUAUGAGCAUAGCGUAUGUGUGAUCAAGGUGUUAUUUAGGCGAUACAAAUCGUAUAGAAAUGGGUUGAUUAUGGAUCUGUUGGUGGAAUUGGACAUGCGUUUGAAGGCCGAGAAAAAGGAGGGGGCGAAAGCGAGUGCGAAGAAGUCAGGAGAGUUGAAGAAGUACGUGGAGAGGUUUUGUUUUUUGGCGUUACAGAUGGUACAAGGAAGUGUGGUGCUGCCGCGCAAGGCUCAGACGAAGGCGGAAGAGGGGUCUGAGUUAGAAGAUGAAGAAGGGAUUAGUUCUUAUACCGUAUUGAGUCAUUGGGUGCGAGUGUUCAUCGCGCAGUUGUUUGUUCGCGUGGCAUCGAAUAUGGAGAGCAAAGACAACGAAUAUCAAAUGGUUUUAGGUCAGAUAGUGGAGUGCAUACUUGAAUUGUCAAGUCGCCCCGAAUGGCCGGCGACGUGGUUGUUUUUAUAUCAACUGCGGGUGAUGUUGAUUCAACACGGGAAGUGGGUGUCGACAUUGAAUUAUUCCAAGUUGACGGAGAAGUAUCAGAUACAUUUGGUUUCGCUGUUGGGUCAGCUGGCUGCGUCCUUUGCGAGGACUCGUUCGUGGGUAGAGAGGAGGAUAUUUAGGCAGAGAUCGGCCGAUCCGGAGUUGAAAGAGAAUGUGUGUUGCGCGAUUUGUCGAAAGAAGGCGAUCGCCGGAGUUGACUGGAUUGAGUGUGAGCGUUGCCACCAAUGGUGCAUUCAUGCCGGCUGUUGCGUGCAGGCGCCAUGGGCGGACGAUGCGGUUGGCGAGAGGGAUCAGAUGUGGUGGUGCGACGAUUGUGCGUUUGAUGAGACAGUCAAAUGGCUGGAACAGAGAAAAAUCAUACAGAAUGAAUCGAGCGACGGAGAUGAAAAAGACGAAAAGGAUCAAUUUGUUAAAGACUUGGCUAUGUUUCGUCUUUCUGAGUACGAGCGUUUUGCUGCUCAUGCGCUUAUGUCCAAUUACUUUAAUUUUCAUUACAGUCGGACGUUUCAGCAUUCAUUAUUGGAAGCGAAGCGGUUUUGGCUCUACCGUUGGCUUUUGGACACGUCUCACGACGAGUUUCGUUCGUUUUAUUACCAGGCGUGGCAGGAUGACGUAUCGCCCUGCACUUGGCCCUGUCGCGAGCCCGCAAAGGCGUCGCCUCGCGUUACGUGGAGAGGGGGCCAAUUGAACACCACGCCAGCUGCGGCCGGUCACAGGCAGAUUCCUAUUUUCCCUUCUAGUUUGGUACUGGGCGCGUCUCCGACUCUGCCUGGUGUUUUUUAUUUGAUGCAGCGUCUUUUUCAUGCUUCCCAAAGCAUGUCCAUGGUCUAUUACGGAAUUGUCGAUUAUUUGGUUUCGAUUUUGCACCAGGAACACGCUCGUGUUCGCGCUCACGUCUUGCACGUGCUGACGUCCGUUCUGCACUCCGAUCCUUCUCUGUUCAACUACCCGAAGGUGUACCACGCCAUUCGCAUGAGCUUUUCAGAUCCGUCCGCCAUGACGCGAGAAAAGUGUUUGAUUUUGGUAGGGCGGUUUCUGGCGACGCGGCAAGAUUGCAAGGACGCCUACAUGGCUUUGGUGACGGAAAACUUGACCGAUUCGUCGAUCCAGGUGAGAAAGCGAGUUGUGAGGAUCAUAUCGAGCCUUUGUCAUUUAAAGUUUCAUACGCUAUUGACAGCGAAGUUGUGCACUCUGUUGGUAUUGAAGGUGUUGCAUCAGCCGAUAGACCCGCUCCGGGAGAUGGUGUUGACUCUAUUUAGACAGCUUUGGCUGAGCAGUGACUCAGUGAGAAGGCAAUAUGUCGAGGAGGCCAAAGUGGAGUUGUUGACGCAGCCGAGUCGCUCUUCGCAAGAAUCAGAAAAGUGGAUCGGCGAUGAAGAUGACGAAUAUUUGUCUGCACCUGAUGCGUUUUGUCCCCUCGAUCAGACGAAUCAAGCCGACUGUUCAACUGGCGCUGACAUUGACAAUUAUACGCUAACGCUUGAAGAAUGGUUCGAAUUGAAUCAGUUUGUCGACCCCUACGACGACGCUUCUCUCAACGACCAACGGCUGUCUCGGUGUCGAUCUCUGCCCUGCUUCCUCAAAAAGCUCAAACACGACGGUCAGAUUCACAUUUUGUACCAGAUUUUAUACGUUCUCGAGCAGUGUUAUCUUCUUUCUGGCCUUUCUUCCGUUACCUGGCUCACCGACGUCUUUUGCGCCGGUCCUUCUGGAGAGACGCCAAAGAAGGGCUGCGAAGGCCGUGAUCCGCAGCUGGAGCCCUUCAUUAGCGUUUCCAUGAAGAUCUUGUUGUUGGGUCGCGAUGACGCGUCCGAGUUUGCCAGCGAGGGCGUUUUUUUCGAGCGUUGCGAAUGCAUGGAGAAGUGGUCCGAAAUCAAGAAGCUGGAGAUGGAGGGGAGCGAGCUGAAGACCGGUGAGGCCACCGAAGGAGCCAACGAAGACACGACUCAUUCCAGAGAAAUUGAGAGUUCUUCGAAGUCGCCUUCACGUCGCCUUCUUGUUUCCAUUCUCCUUUAUCACCUUUCGCGCACUUAUCCAGUUCCCCUUUUGCCGCAUUUCGAAUCGAUUUGUCUGCAGUUGGCCUACCACCUUCCGCUCAACACCCUCAAGCCGGACCAGACCAAUUUGAUCAAGUUGGUGGUCAUGAUUUUGACAAAUUUGAUUCCGAGCCUAUACUGUCCUCGAUCGUCGUUGAUUUUGUCGCUGCGCCAAGACCUGACGAAGCUGAUCCAGUACCACGGGAUGCCCGUGAUUUCGGCAUCGAUCAAGUGCGCGGUUGCCUUGGUCCAGCACCAACUCGUCGACGAUCGAUGGCUGUCGAUGAUCUACGAAACCGCCAUGAGUUCGCUGAGCCAGGCGAUGCCGGACAAGUCGCAGCUGACGAUUCGCGCGCUUUACGUCGUCAGUCAGAUUGUAGAAGCGUACUCGUUUGAUUCGGAGGCCAAUCGUGGGCUGCAGCGAGAAAGCUUAGAGGAGUUGGGUCAAGUGCAGUAUCACACACACGCGGAACGUGUGUAUGAGGUAUUGAUGCACGGUUGGGAGGCGCAGGCUUCGGUACAGAUUCGGGUGAUUGUCUUGCGGGCGCUGGGCAGUUUGGCGCAUCGAUGCCCCGGCAUUUUGGUUCGUCCGGCUGUACAGAAGAUUUUUGGAGUGGCUUUGGAGAGCGAGGCGCCGGCGUCUCUCAAGGUUCAGGCGAUUAAAACGAUUACCGAAUACCUGGUUCAUACAGAGGAUCAGUGGGUUGAGCAAUCUCGAUUGUCUUCGAGCAGGACUACUUAUUCGGGGCUCAGAGCUGCGAAUUUGGCUGAUCGGUCGGCCGAUCAGAAGGCAGGCGCUGUUUGUUCGGCGGCUUAUAAAAAUUUAGAUUCUGGACUGACCAAUGCGAUUGUGUCUCUGUAUGUUGAGCGCAUUGUGUCGUUUGGGACGGAUUUAGACGAAAAAGUUCGCUGGGCUUCGCUGGAGUUGAUAUCUCGCGCACUACGCAUGAAUCUGAUCUAUUCUGCGCUCAGCGUGCCUACAUUGGUGGCUUUGAUUACGGAUCGCCGUCGAGAUAUCUCUGAGAUGGCUGCGCGGACGCUUUCCUUAUUGGAGCUGUCAAAAAUUCAAACGCGUCUUUUGGAUAGUUUUUUGGUGUCAUUUGAAUUCCAAAAAAAAAUAUAUGGAAAGCCUCGCGCCGUGAUCAAGGCGGUGAUAUCGACCGAUCCCCCUGUGUAUAGAUAUCACUCCGUGCUGGGUAGUGUAUAUGAGUUAUUUGAAAAGGCGGGCGUGCGUACCGCCAAUGAUUUUUUGUCAGUGGCGAUUCGUUUGACGGAAAGUUUGGCCAAGAAGAACGCGUCUGUAAAUCCUCAGUUGGUGAGCUAUCUCAUUGCUAUGCUGGCGCAGUUGCCGUUCAGGAGAGAGCGAGAGCCGAUGUUUGUGGUUCACAGGAUAUAUGAGUGGUGGAUCAAACACGCGGACAUGGUUGCGGGUGACCUGAUUCAAUACUACAAGCGAUUGAAGCGCAAGUAUCGGGAAAGUGCGAAAAUCAACAAGAACGGCGCUGACGGUGGACCGGGGCUGAGUUUAUCUUCCUUCCUCUCCAACUUUCAGGCUGAUAUGGACAUCAGGUGGAUCGCCGACGCCGAUCUGUGGUACACCGAAUAUGCGGGUUCAUUUCAACUGGCGUUGAUGGGGUGCCAGUUGUUUUUGCUUAGCGAAUUUUACGUCAACUUGUACCACUUGUCUCUUUCGAAGUGCCAGCUCUUCGUUAAUUUGGAGAAAAAAAACAUGCUUCUGAACACACAUGUACAACACACGAAUUUGCGAGUCUAUGUAAAGAAGCACCAUGCGAAGUUCGAGCCGUUAUUCUUGUUAAAGAGUGAUUGGAUUGGCCGCGAUCAAGAGAAGAGGUUUGUGUAUUUAUGUUUUAAGGAGGCCACUGAGCAGGCGAAGUACGACAAAAUGGUUUAGGUUCUCGUUUGUAAUGUAGUUAUUUGUGAAAAUUGA
Messenger RNA from Schistocerca gregaria, 7028 nucleotides. RefSeq lists its product as uncharacterized. The coding region runs from base 645 to 6992 and encodes 2115 amino acids. The transcript has 4 exons. Gene Ontology annotation, molecular function: chromatin binding. The record is from RefSeq and is a predicted model, not a curated record. Gene Ontology annotation, biological process: establishment of mitotic sister chromatid cohesion; replication-born double-strand break repair via sister chromatid exchange; regulation of gene expression. Gene Ontology annotation, cellular component: Scc2-Scc4 cohesin loading complex. Lineage: Eukaryota; Metazoa; Arthropoda; Insecta; Orthoptera; Acrididae.